AUGGCGGAGUCCUGGUCCGAGGUGUUCUCGCGAAUCCCUCCGCACUUUUGGGGUCACAUGGGCAUAUUCUUGUCGCUAGGCCUCUCUGUGUUAGGCGCGGCAUGGGGCAUUCUACUUUGUGGGCCAUCUAUCAUGGGCGGGUCGAUCAAGGAGCCCCGCAUCACUGUAAAGAACCUUGUAUCAGUCAUUUUCUGCGAAGCGGUGGGCAUUUACGGCCUCAUCGUUGCCGUGCUGCUUGUGAACGCAUCACUGCACUUCACCGCCAUUGAGUGCCCGAAGGACUUCAAGGCUGAUCUAACUGUCACUGGGAAGUAUUUCGUCGAGGUGUACCGAGGCUACUCCAUGUUCGCCACCGGACUCAUUGUCGGACUCUCGAACCUCGCUUGCGGUUCUUGCGCGCUCGCGGAUGCCCAGAAGCCACAGCUCUUUGUAAAAAUACUCAUGGUGGAAAUCUUUGCCGGCGUGCUAGGCCUCUUCGGAGUCAUCACCGGAGUCGUUCUCAUCAGCACGGCGCCGUAA
Messenger RNA from Babesia bigemina, 519 nucleotides. RefSeq names its product ATP synthase subunit C domain containing protein, putative. Gene Ontology annotation, biological process: proton transmembrane transport. The record is from RefSeq and is a predicted model, not a curated record. The transcript is spliced from 4 exons. Lineage: Eukaryota; Apicomplexa; Aconoidasida; Piroplasmida; Babesiidae. Gene Ontology annotation, cellular component: proton-transporting V-type ATPase, V0 domain. Gene Ontology annotation, molecular function: proton-transporting ATPase activity, rotational mechanism. The coding region runs from base 1 to 519 and encodes 172 amino acids.